Candida dubliniensis CD36 is the source of this 4212-nucleotide messenger RNA. It is a transcript of the gene SPT6, whose product is annotated as chromatin-remodeling histone chaperone. Gene Ontology annotation, molecular function: nucleosome binding; histone binding; DNA binding. The record is from RefSeq and is a predicted model, not a curated record. Lineage: Eukaryota; Fungi; Ascomycota; Pichiomycetes; Serinales; Debaryomycetaceae. Gene Ontology annotation, cellular component: transcription elongation factor complex. The coding region runs from base 1 to 4212 and encodes 1403 amino acids. Gene Ontology annotation, biological process: positive regulation of transcription elongation by RNA polymerase II; nucleosome organization; transcription elongation-coupled chromatin remodeling. The transcript has a single exon.
AUGAGUGAGGUAACUGAAGAACGUAAUCGAUAUGAGGAUGAGAAUGACGAAGGAGAGGGUGAUGAUCUUAGAGAGCCAGUGACUGAUUCAUCGGAAGAAGAAGAUGACGAUGAUGAUGAAGAGGAGAUUCAAAAAGUUCGUGAAGGGUUUAUUGUUGAUGACGAUGAAGAUGAAGUGCAAACGAAAAAGAGAAAGUCCCACAAGAAGAGAAGGAGAGAGAAGGAGAGAACACACCAUGAUGAUGCGUUGGAUGAGGAUGAUUUAGAAUUGUUGUUGGAAAAUAGUGGUCUCAAACGUCCUAGUCUGGCAGGCAAGUUCAAGCGAUUAAAGAGAAAGCAGGUUGAGGAUGAUGAGGAUGAGAACGAGAGUCAAGACCACCCACGGGGUGAGCAGCAAUUGAGAGAUAUAUUUUCAGACGAUGAAGAGGUUGAAGAGGAAGCUGCUCCUCGCGAUAGACAUAUAAUUGAUGAGUUUGAUGGGUUUAUUGAGGAAGAUGACUUUUCCGAUGAGGAUGAGCAAACCCGUCUUGAAAGACGGGAGCAGAGAAAAAAAUUGAAGAGUCAAGGUCCACGAAUUGAUACGUCCAAGUUGUCGAAUGUUGAUCGACAAAGUUUGCUGGAGUUGUUUGAAGUUUUUGGUGAUGGCAACGAAUAUGACUGGGCAUUGGAAGCACAGGAGUUGGAGGAUGCUGGUGCUCUUGACAAGGAAGAGCCAGCGUCGUUGGAUGAAGUGUUUGAACAUUCAGAGUUGAAGGAACGUAUGUUGACUGAAGAAGAUAAUCUUAUCCGUAUAAUUGAUGUACCAGAACGGUACCAGAUGUACCGUAGUGCCUUGACGUACAUUGAUUUGGAUAAUGAAGAGUUGGAGAUGGAAAAGAUGUGGGUGGCCAAUACUUUGCUCAAAGAGAAGAAGGCGUUUUUAAGAGAAGACUGGGUGGAGCCAUUUAAGGAAUGCGUGGGACAGGUUGUCCAGUUUGUGUCGAAAGAGAAUCUUGAAGUUCCGUUUAUUUGGAACCAUCGUCGUGAUUAUUUGGAGUAUGUUGAGCCUGUUGAUCCGGCGGUGGCGGUUCCUGGGAGUGUUAGAGAGUUGAUGCUUUCUGAGGACGAUUUGUGGAGAAUAGUUACGUUGGACAUUGAGUAUCACUCGCUUUAUGAGAAGAGGUUGAAUACAGAAAAGAUAGUUGAGUCUUUGGAAAUUGAUGAUGAUUUGGUUAAGGAUAUUAAGACUUUGGAUUCGAUGGUGGCAGUUCAAGAUAUGCAUGAUUAUAUUCAGUUUACCUAUUCCAAGGAGAUUAGACAGCGUGGGAAUGAACAGGAAGACGGCCAGAGCCUGAACAGAAAGCAUUCCAAGUUUGCUCUUUUUGAGAGGAUUAGGGAGAAUGUUUUGUAUGAUGCAGUCAAAGCAUAUGGGAUCAGUGCCAAGGAGUUUGGUGAGAAUGUGCAAGACCAAAGUUCGAAAGGGUUUGAGGUUCCGUAUAGGAUCCAUGCUACAGAUGACGCGUGGGAGUCGCCUGACGAUAUGAUUGAACGGUUGAUCCAGGAUGAUGAGGUUAUUUUCAGAGACGAAAAGACGGCACGAGAUGCUGUGAGAAGGACGUUUGCUGAUGAGAUUUUCCACAACCCAAAGAUUAGACACGAGGUGAGAUCUACAUACAAGUCGUAUGCGUCGAUCAGUGUUGCUGUUACUGAAAAGGGGCGUGCUACUAUUGACACGCACAGUCCGUUUGCUGAUAUAAAGUAUGCCAUUAAUAGAUCGCCUGGAGAUUUGAUAGCCAAGCCAGAUGUGUUGCUUAGAAUGUUAGAAGCUGAAAGGUUGGGGCUUGCUGUGAUCAAGGUUGAGACGAAAGAUUUUAGUAGUUGGUUUCAAUGUAUUUUCAACUGUUUAAAGUCUGAUGGGUUUUCAGAGAUUUCGGAAAAGUGGAACAAAGAAAGAGAAAUUGUUUUGAACUUGGCAUUUAAAAGGUUGUGCUCGAUGGUGGCAUUAAACACCAAGGAAGAUCUUCGUCGUGAGUGUGAGAGGUUGAUUGCUAAUAAGGUUAGACGAGGACUUUUGGCAAAGAUAGAACAGGCGCCAUAUACGCCAUAUGGGUUUGAUAUUGGGUCCAAGUCUAAUGUUUUGGCAUUGACGUUUGGCAAAGGUGAUUAUGAUAGUGCCGUUGUUGGGGUGUAUAUCAAGCAUGAUGGGAAGGUGUCUCGAUUUUUCAAGUCUGAUGACAAUCCGUCGAGGAAUAGGGAAACUGAAGAUGCGUUCAAGGGACAGCUUAAACAGUUUUUUGAUGAAGAUCUUCGUGAUGAGACGCCGGAUGUGAUUGUUGUUUCUGGGUACAAUGCCAACACCAAGAGGCUCUAUGAUGUGGUGUACAGUUUUGUUAGUGAGUUUGGGAUUUCUGUGAAGAGUGAUUUCGAAGAUGGGACUAGUCAGUUGAUUAAAGUUGUUUGGGGUCAAGACGAAACUGCCAGAUUGUACCAAAAUUCUGACCGUGCUAAAAAAGAGUUUCCUGAUAAGCCGACGUUGGUCAAGUAUGCGGUAUCAUUGGGUCGGUAUUUGCAGAACCCGUUAUUGGAGUAUAUUGCGUUGGGCGACGAUAUUUUGAGUUUGACAUUCCAUGAACACCAGAAAUUGAUAUCUAAUGACUUGGUAAAAGAGGUUGUUGAGAGUGCGUUUGUUGAUAUUGUUAAUGCAGUUGGUGUUGAUAUAAAUGAGGCGGUACGUGAUUUGCGGUUGGCGCAGACCUUGCAGUAUGUGGGUGGGCUUGGUCCACGUAAGGCUUCGGGGUUGUUACGAAAUAUUGGUCUGAAUUUGGGGUCAGUUUUGGUGAAUCGUAGUGCGUUGGUUGAAGAGGAGUUGACUACGGCUAAUAUAUUUAUCAACUGUGCGUCGGCAUUGAAUGUUGUUGUUGGCAAGUCGGUCAAUUCUAAGGAUUUUGAAGUUGAGAUAUUGGACUCGACGAGAAUCCACCCUGAGGAUUAUGAGUUGGCGCGGAAGAUGGCUGCUGAUGCGCUUGAAGUGGAUGAAGAGGAUAUGGAGCAUUUGGGGAGGGGUGGAGUGAUCAACCAGUUGAUGAAAGACGAUCCGCGUAAGCUUAAUGCGUUGAAUUUACUUGCGUUUGCCAAGGAGUUGGAGGAGAGGAUUGGUAAGAAGAAGUUUCGUACAUUGCAGGCCAUUAAGGAAGAGUUGAUUAACAAUUAUGAAGAAGUUAGAGCUCCAUUCAGGAUUUUAAACAACGAGGAUGCGUUUUUUAUAUUGACGGGUGAACGGCCACAGCAGUUGAAGAACACCAUAAUCCCUGUUACCAUUACUAAGGUCAACAAGAACUUUAAUGAUCCGUAUGCUAAGAUUAGAGGGCUUAAGGUGGUUACCCCGUCAUUGAUUCAAGGUACGAUUGAUGAGAAUGUUAUUCCUCGAGAUGCAGAGUACGUGCAAGGCCAGGUGGUGCAAGCAGUAGUGCUUGAGUUGUACACUGACAACUUCACUGCAGUGUUGAGUUUGCGAAAGGAAGAUAUUGCGCGUGCCAUGAAAGGAGUCGUUGUACGUGAGUAUGGGAAAUGGGACCAUAAAGCAGAAGAUGCGGACAUUAAGAGAGAAAAGGCCAAGGAGAAUGCCAAACUUGCCAAAACAAGAAAUAUCCAGCACCCGUUCUACCGUAAUUUCAACUACAAACAGGCUGAAGAGUACUUGGCGCCACAGAAUGUGGGAGACUAUGUUAUUCGUCCGUCGUCGAAAGGACCUUCGUAUUUGACAAUCACAUGGAAAGUAGGCAACAAUUUGUUCCAGCACUUGCUUGUUGAGGAGAGGAUACGUGGGAGGUUUAAAGAGUAUAUUGUUGAUGGCAAGACGUAUGAGGAUUUAGACCAGUUGGCAUUCCAACACAUCCAGGUUAUUGCCAAGAAUGUUACAGAUAUGGUUCGUCAUCCUAAGUUUAGAGAAGGGACGUUGAGUGUUGUUCAUGAAUGGUUAGAGUCGUAUACGCGGGCCAACCCCAAGAGCUCGGCGUAUGUAUUUUGUUAUGACCAUAAGCUGCCCGGUAACUUUUUGUUAUUGUUCAAGGUGAAUGUAAAUGCCAAGGUAGUUACGUGGCAUGUCAAGACGGAUGUGGGAGGGUACAUGCUAAGGUCGAGCAUAUACCCCAACAUGUUGAGUUUGUGCAAUGGGUUUAAACAGGCGGUCAAGACGCAGCUGCAGCCAAAAACAUAUAACACGGGGUAUUAUUAA